Messenger RNA from Cryptomeria japonica (Japanese cedar), 894 nucleotides. RefSeq lists its product as uncharacterized. The transcript has a single exon. Bases 1 to 894 code for a protein of 297 amino acids. The record is from RefSeq and is a predicted model, not a curated record. NCBI's taxonomy places the organism in Eukaryota, Viridiplantae, Streptophyta, Pinopsida, Cupressales, Cupressaceae.
AUGGCUAAUACUUUGGUGGGAAAAUUCUUCUCCAUGUGCCCCACAGUGGAGACGGUUAGAAAAUGGGUCAAGGACAAAUGGAAACUGAAAGGCAAUGUCUCUGUUAGCACCAUGCCUGGAGCCCUCUUCCUCUUCAAAUUCACUGUUGAGGAGGAUGUUGCUCUUGUCCUUUCUAGCUGCUGGUCCUAUGGUCAAAAAAAAAUUUCCCUUUUUCGAUGGAAGGUUGGUUUUGACCCAUCAGUUGAUUUACAAAAAACUGCUCUGGUUUGGGUUCGUCUACCAGGGCCCCCCCUUGAAUACUGGGAUGAGUCCAUCUUUAAAUGGAUUGGGAAUUCCUUUGGUCAUUUUGUUGGUGUCGAUGAGAUUACUAGAACCAAAUCGCAUCUAGUCUAUGCACAUUUCUGUGUUCAAGCUACUGUGAGCAUGAAUCUCCCCAACUUUAUAACCCUCAAAUCCAGGCUAGGAAGCUGGACUCAGACCCUUGUUUAUGAGAAUGCCACCCUUUUCUGCCAAAAAUGCCGAAAAGUUAGGCAUAUUAUUUCUCAAUGCAAUGCUCUACCUCCCUUGCCUCUUAAGCUUAAGGGCCUAGCCCUCGAUGAAAGCCCUAUGCCAAAUGUUCCUCCCAAGCAUAAUGGCCCAAUUGUGGGGCAUGUUGUGGCUCCUACUUAUGGCCUGGACCUACCUCCCCCUGCAAUUGAGGACCCGGUUAUGGUCAAGUACCCCUUUGCUAAGAGUAUUAUAAACCUUCUCAAAUCUCCUGCAAAGAAUGUGGAUGAGGCCUCUAAAUCGGCCCCAAAGGAACAAUGCAUCUCACCGUUGGCCAGCUUGGUUUCACCGGUUGAUCAACUGGAAGAUGGUGAGAUUGUGAGGGCCCCAUUCUUUCCCUGGAGAUGA